GAACGCAGCCCAGACAUGAGACAACGCGAUGCUGCAGCCGUGAUUUCCGUGGAUCCGCGGAGAGAGACGUCUCGCGCAAAAAAUAACUUAAAGGCAAAGGUCGCGAGCCGCGGGUCUUCAAAAGCGAGUCCUGCGGGCGCGGAACGCCAGAUGGCACCCGCAUUUGGCGCCCUUUUCAAUGUCGAAGGGCACGAGAGAGCACCGCGAGCACCCCGCGUCACGGCACUUGGCAAUCUUGGAUGACAUCAUGUUUCACAUGGGUGUUUGAUUGAUUUGUUAUUUAUAUUAUUAGCCUACGGAGCCUAUGAGGUCUUUCCCUUCCCCCCGUUGCGAUCUCGCGAUCGCGCCCUGUCGAAAAUACCGGCUGGUCGCGCGAAAGGUAGUGGAUUCACUGUACUGGUGAAUCACCGUUGACGUUUCAGAUCGAGUUUAAACUAGCAACAGCUGAGCGGCCUGUCGGAUCUCUGCGCUUCGCUUUUCGUCGCCAAUUCUCACAAUGGCUAAUCACGACGAGGACAAGAGCGAGGGCUCCGUCGAGAUAGGAGGUGAAAACGAGGGGGAGGAGUCCGAGGAACCUGACAAGAUACUGAUUAUAGAUCCCGAUAGCGAAGAAUUAGACUUCAAUCACUCGAAGCUCACCAAACUGGAAAAUUUGGAGCCGCUGACGCAAAUACGAAGAUUAUGCUUCACGUGGAACCUGAUUAAGAAGAUAGAAAAUCUCGAUACGCUUACUAGUUUGGUAGAACUGGAGUUAAGAGAUAAUCAAAUUAUGACUAUAGAAAAUCUAGACGCUCUCGUGAAUCUAAAAUUCUUGGACCUGUCAUUCAAUCGUAUUAAGAAGAUAGAGGGGUUGGACAGUUUACUGAAUCUACAAAGAUUAUUUAUAUCGUCGAAUAAAAUUUUGAAAAUCGAAAACAUCUCGCAUCUGGCGAAUCUUACGACGCUGGAAUUAGGCGACAACAAGAUACGCGAAAUUGAGAAUCUGGAGGGUCUCGAGAAGCUGAACUAUUUGUAUCUCGGUAAAAAUAAAAUUACCAAAAUCGAAAACCUGGAGAGCCUGAAAGAUCUCACGCUGUUAAGUCUACAAAGUAAUCGGAUCACGAAGAUUGAGAAUAUUGAAGAAUUAAAGAAACUGAAUGAAUUGUAUUUAUCUGAAAAUGGUAUUAUGUGCAUAGAAGGCAUAGGGAAUUGUCCAGAGCUAACGACGUUGGAUUUAGCUAACAACAAAAUUAAAAAGAUUCAAAAUAUGGAUCAUCUUGAAAAUCUCGAAGAAUUCUGGAUGAACAAUAAUGAAAUUGAAGACUGGAGCACGUUGGAGAGUUUAAAGGCUAACAAAAAGCUGCAAACCGUGUAUCUGGAGAAUAAUCCCAUUGCGAAGGAUCCAAAUUACAGAAGAAAAAUCAUGCUGUUGCUGCCGUGGCUCGAACAGCUGGAUGCGACUCUUUGUAAGAGGAAAACUGGCCAACAAUGGAAAGAAUAACAAUAAGUAAAAUAAAAAUAGGUAGUACGACUAAAGAAAUUAGCGUAAAUUGUUUAUGGAGGAUCUAAUCCGGACAUUGCACUGUUGUUACUUUCUUUCGUUGUACCCGAUACGAUCGUUGUGUAGAGGCUUGGCCACAUAAGAUUAAUAAUAGUGUACCGAAGACACACUUGAUACUAGGAUAUCAUGAAACUACUACUCGAUGUUGAAGUCCGUUUAGUAAUUACUUUUUUUUGUGCCGAAAAGGAAAUACGAGAGAUAGUCAAUCCUUUUGUCAUGAUAAACAGAAACACAACUUUCUAAUUUCGAACAAAUCUUAAUAUAUUCUUCUUCCUACUCUAAUCGUAUAUACUAUCGUAUUAUACUGCACAUUUAUGUAAAAAUCUAUAUAUCUGCACGUAUCUUUCUCUAUCAAUUGUUAUCUCUAUCAAUAUUUUAAGAAGCUAAUACAUAGAGAUUUUGAAUAUUCCAAUUAUUUCUAAGAUAUAUUUCCAUAAAAGAAACUUCUUUACAGUUAUUUUUAACGAUCAACGUUUUAUUACAAAAAUAAGAUGUACAUCUAUAUUUUAUAGCAGCGCAAGGCAGCUUUUUGUAAUCGCCACUUUGUUGACCCGUCCUGAUAACGAUUAUUGUUACAAUGUAAUCAUAUACAAAGUAUUCUAAGCUUACAUAAAUAAAUCAUUAAAUGUCCCGAUCUC
Messenger RNA from Temnothorax curvispinosus, 2178 nucleotides. RefSeq names its product protein phosphatase 1 regulatory subunit 7 (gene sds22). Gene Ontology annotation, molecular function: protein binding. The record is from RefSeq and is a predicted model, not a curated record. NCBI's taxonomy places the organism in Eukaryota, Metazoa, Arthropoda, Insecta, Hymenoptera, Formicidae. The transcript is spliced from 7 exons. The coding region runs from base 497 to 1480 and encodes 327 amino acids.